GCACAAUGAUUCCAGAUCAACCAACUACGAGCCCAUUCCCAGCUACUUUAGAUGCGAUUGUCUGUAGGCUACCGGAAAAACUUUGCAAGCCAAAAAUUGGUAUCAUCUGUGGGUCUGGAUUGGGUGGCCUUGUAGACGCUCUUCGAGAGACUAUCUUGAUACCGUAUGCUGCCAUUCCUGGGUUCGCACAAAGCAGCGUCCCUGGACAUAAAAGUUCGUUGGCGUUCGGAUUAAUUGGCGCAGGGGAAGGUGUGCCAGUUGUUGCUAUGCUUGGCAGAUUUCAUCCCUAUGAGGGUCAUGAAUUGUCAACUGUCGUUUAUCCUGUCCAGGUCAUGGCGAAACUUGGGGUCACUGAUCUUAUUGUGACUAAUGCAUCUGGUGCCCUCAAUCCCAAUCUUUCUGUCGGGACGAUCGUCGUUAUCCAUGACCAUCUGGCGUUGCCAAACCUUACAGGAAUGAAUCCUCUUCUCGGCCCUCUGAUAUCUCCAGAACUUCCCCGCUUCUUGGCGGUGUCUGAUGCGUAUUCAACAUCUCUUCGACGCCUUCUCUUCCUCGCUUCACAUCAACUCUCUCUCGAAACGGACGCGCUUGCAGAAGGGGUAUACGCGUGGGUCAGUGGGCCUACUUACGAGAGUCCCGCAGAAGGAAGAUUCCUUCGGAACGCUGGCGCUGACGUAGUUGGAAUGAGCACCGUUCCAGAAGUUGUAGCUGCCAGACAGGAAGGCUUAAAUGUCCUGGCAUUAAGUCUGGUCACCAAUGCCGUUGUCAUUCCGGACAAAUACAGAAGUGUCAAGGAGGAAGUAAUGGCUGAGCUCAUGGGGAAGUCGGUUGAACUUGCUGUACCUGAAGUCGUAUCACAUGAAGAGGUGUUGGCAGUUGGUCAAGAGAAGGGCAACGUGAUGCGCAAGCUUGUAGAGCGAGUCAUCGAAAUGCUUUCGCGCAAUUAGAUGUAGUCACAAAGAAGCAUAGGAUUAGAAGGUACUGGUAGAUAAUGUAGAUGUUUCUCUAAACAAUUUUUUUGUACAGG
Messenger RNA from Guyanagaster necrorhizus, 1027 nucleotides. RefSeq lists its product as uncharacterized. Gene Ontology annotation, biological process: nucleoside metabolic process. Lineage: Eukaryota; Fungi; Basidiomycota; Agaricomycetes; Agaricales; Physalacriaceae. Gene Ontology annotation, molecular function: purine-nucleoside phosphorylase activity. Gene Ontology annotation, cellular component: cytoplasm. Bases 6 to 947 code for a protein of 313 amino acids. The transcript is spliced from 6 exons. The record is from RefSeq and is a predicted model, not a curated record.